This is a messenger RNA of Anguilla anguilla (European eel), 2826 nucleotides long. Its product is annotated as angiopoietin-1-like. The transcript is spliced from 10 exons. Bases 442 to 2067 code for a protein of 541 amino acids. The record is from RefSeq and is a predicted model, not a curated record. Gene Ontology annotation, molecular function: receptor tyrosine kinase binding. Gene Ontology annotation, biological process: angiogenesis; Tie signaling pathway. NCBI's taxonomy places the organism in Eukaryota, Metazoa, Chordata, Actinopteri, Anguilliformes, Anguillidae.
UGCAGUCACUCAGUGGGGAAAGUGUAGAGCUGCUGUGUGUGAAGUCUCAGCAGUGCACGGCCCCCUCUGACUAUAAACACACACAGAGGACACAGAAGGAGCAGAACGGGCUGAAUGAAGGCAAACCCCUGCACAGCCUAUGUGUGAAGUGUACAUGCCUUUCUGUGGACAGACUGGAGUCCUGCUCCCAGCCUGGAACAGCUCACCAGUAGAGGAGAAGGGCAGCGAUGUUCCACAGACUCAAACAUCCCUGGACACAAGGCUCUAUUUUGUCCAGUGGGACAAAAAGUGAAAACUCAAGGCUGAUCAUAUGUGCGAUAGACUUCUGAUUCUGCUGGGGUUGUGAAAGAAUUAAACUUUUUAAAGAGGAACUACCCAGGAACCACCUCUGUAAGGACCUUCCGUUUUCUCUUUGGCUCUGUGGCCACGAGACUGUGGGAUAUGUUUCCCUACCUCUGGCUGUGGUUGGCAGCCUUAUUGGUAAGGGUGGCUGGUGUGGCAGAGGACCAGCACCCCAGCCCUGAGGGCACUGCUGGCGCUGGUAGCACCAUUGGCAGCAGUAGUGGACGGCGCUACAACCGUAUCCAGCAUGGAGGUUGCACCUACACCUUCCUGCUUCCAGAGAAUGAAGGCAGUGGAGCUCCCUGUUGGGAUGGAAGGGCAAGGUCGAGAGCAGGGGGCCAGUACGAUGGCAAUGCUCUCCAGAGAGACGCACCACAGCCGGGACAGCACUUCUCUGAGCAGAAGAUCCAGCGUCUGGAACAUAUCAUGGAGAACUACACCCAGUGGCUUCAGAAGAUUGAGAGCUCCAUCAGGGAGAGCAUGCGAACAGAACUGGCUCAGCUGCAGCAGACUGCAGUGCACAAUCAGACAGCUGCCAUGUUGGAGAUGGGAACCAGUUUACUGUCCCAGACAGCUGAACAGACAAGAAAACUGACAGACGUGGAGACGCAGGUUUUAAAUCAGACAUCAAGACUGGAAAUCCAGCUUCUGGAGAACUCCCUCUCGACCAACAAGCUGGAGAGACAGCUGCUCCAACAGACGAAUGAAAUCAGCAAGCUCCACGACAAGAAUGGGUUUCUGGAGCGGAAGAUGCAGGAGAUGGAAUCGCGGCACCAAAAGGAGCUGCAGUCCCUGUGGGAGGAGAAAGGAAGCCUGCAGGAUCUGGUGAGACGGCAGAGUGGAGUGAUCCGAGAGCUGGAGGCCCAGCUUGGCCAAGCCACUGGAAACAACAGCGCCCUCCAGAGGCAGCAGCAAGCGCUGGUGGACACGGUCAGCAGCAUCCUCAGUCUCUGCUCUCGAGAAGGAGACAAGUCCCAGCCGACCAGAAUGCACGUCCCCCUGAACAAAGACUGGUGCAUCAAUAAUAGUCUCAAAGUUGCUCCGAACAUCUCGAAGCGGGCAGAGGAAGAAAGGAAGUUUCGAGAUUGUGCUGAUCUUUUCCAAGCUGGGUACAAUAAAAGCGGAGUGUACACCAUUCAUAUUGGUACACAGGAGAGCAAAAAGGUGUACUGUAACAUGGAGGUGGCAGGAGGGGGGUGGACAGUGAUUCAGCGGAGGCAGGAUGGCAGUGUGGACUUCCACAGGACCUGGAAGGAGUACAAAAUGGGUUUUGGGAGUCUGUCUGGAGAGCAUUGGCUGGGGAACGAGCUGGUGUUCCUCCUCACCAGCAGGAGGCACUAUGCUCUGCGGAUUGAGCUUAUUGACUGGGACGGUCACCUUGCUUUCUCCCACUAUGACAGGUUCCACAUUGGCAGUGAGAAGAAUAAUUACAGACUGUUCCUGUGGAGCCACAGUGGAACCGCGGGCAGACAGAGCAGCUUAGUCACCCAGGGGGUGGACUUCAGCACCAGGGACAUGGACAAUGACAACUGCAUUUGCAAAUGUGCCCUAAUGCUGACUGGAGGUUGGUGGUUUGAUGCCUGUGGUCCAUCAAACCUCAACGGCUUGUACUACAUGCACGGACAGAACAUCGGUAAACUCAAUGGCAUCAAGUGGCACUACUUCAAAGGCCCCAGUUACUCCCUGCAGGCCACUGCCAUGAUGAUCCGACCCCUGGACUUCUGAAGGAAUCCUUCGCUUUCAAUCCAUUCUGCUGAUGAUACUUUCCACUCAGGCUGGCUUGGUCCUGGGACAAAGUUCUUCCAGGUUCCUGAAAACCUCUUUGCAUGCAAGGACCAGGUCGUGGAAAGGAGCCCUCACUCAAAAAGUCUGUCACUGCACAGCCAAAUGUGACUGGGUUGCUCUCAAAAAACUGUGCAGACAAAUGCUGUGUGAGGGAUGCAGUUAACAAACUGUAUCUCACUAUGCAGGUCUCACUGUGGAGUCAUGGGUAACCAUUUGAGGCCAGAUGAAACACGACACUGCCACCUUGUGUAAUUUGUGUAGGACAUUGGGGAUUUCAAUGCCAUAUUUUCUUCAAUGUUUUUUCAUAUGGAAAAUGUUGUAUUUUGAUGUGCUAAAGGCUAGAGCGAAAAGCAAGAAAUUCUUUUUGAUGUGUUAUCUCAGAUUGGUACAAGAGCCUGAGAUGUAGUAUUAAAUGUAUUUCACCUUAGGCAUGUGUGGUGUAGAGGGCACUAACUGCAAGUCAGCAACAAAAGUUUUUAGACUACUUUUGUUUUAAAAAAUUUUUUUAGAAAUUAAAGAAGUCUGAAAUUCUUUAUAUUUUUUGGAAACUCAGAUAGAGUCAGGCUUUCUUUAGCAUCCGAAAGUUUUAGCAGGACCUCCACCUACAGUAUAGAGAAAGGCCUCAUUGUUACUUUCAUUCUGUCUUAUUCAAGAGACACAAAACAAAUUUAAUAAAUGAUGCCAAACAUUUGUACUUUU